Cavenderia fasciculata is the source of this 849-nucleotide messenger RNA. RefSeq names its product metallophosphoesterase domain-containing protein (gene vps29). The coding region runs from base 1 to 849 and encodes 282 amino acids. NCBI's taxonomy places the organism in Eukaryota, Evosea, Eumycetozoa, Acytosteliales, Cavenderiaceae. Gene Ontology annotation, cellular component: endosome; retromer complex. Gene Ontology annotation, biological process: retrograde transport, endosome to Golgi; intracellular protein transport. The record is from RefSeq and is a predicted model, not a curated record. The transcript is spliced from 4 exons.
AUGUCACAACAACAACAACAACAAAUAGAUGACAACCUAUUACGUAGUGAUCAAUAUCCAUUCGUUAGAUUAAAUAGAACCUUUAAAGUAGCUGCAGGUAUUGGUAUGGGUAUUGGUAUGGGUAUGAUGCUCAAUCUCUUGGGAAAGAAACCAUACUUUACCAACCCACACUAUCACGUUGCCUUUGCUUCUGCUUUGGGAUAUACAAGUUAUAUAUCAUAUGAUGCUCAAACAUAUGCCUACCAAAGAAACUUUCAAAUUUUAGAAUCAUAUCAAGACAGAGUAAAGAGAAUAGAAUUUAUUAACAAAGCAAUUGGUGAUUUACACGUUCCACACAGAUCUCACAGCAUUCCUGCAGAGUUUAAAAAGUUACUUGUACCAGAAAAGAUUCAACAUAUUCUAUGCACAGGUAAUUUAGUAUCAAAGGAUACCCUUGAUUACUUCAAGUCAUUGACACAUGGUGUACAUAUUGUAAGAGGAGAUUUUGAUGAAAACACUUCAUUCCCAGACACUAAAACAGUUACACUUGGGCAAUUCAAAUUUGGCCUAUGCCACGGACAUCAAGUGGUACCAUGGGGAGACAAGGCUGCUCUCUCUAUUCUCCAAAGACAAUUAGAUGUCGAUGUCCUUAUCACUGGUCAUACCCACAACAUUGAAGUUUAUGAAUCAAAUGGAAAACUUUUCAUUAACCCAGGAUCUGCUACUGGUGCCUAUAGUAUUACUUCACAGGAUGUAAUUCCAUCAUUUAUUUUGAUGGACGUCCAAGGAACUACCAUCAAUGUAUAUAUUUACAAACUUAUUGACGGAGUUGUCAAGGUCGAAAAGAUCGAUCACACCAAGGCCCAAUAA